This is a messenger RNA of Brassica rapa (field mustard), 2202 nucleotides long. RefSeq names its product cysteine-rich receptor-like protein kinase 45. The record is from RefSeq and is a predicted model, not a curated record. Lineage: Eukaryota; Viridiplantae; Streptophyta; Magnoliopsida; Brassicales; Brassicaceae. Gene Ontology annotation, biological process: protein phosphorylation. Gene Ontology annotation, molecular function: ATP binding; protein kinase activity.
CGCCGUCUCUAUCUUCCGGAUAUAGCUCUGUUAUGUUGCCCACUUCUUCACGUUAUGGAGAUUGAGCAUAUGAUGGCAUAAGAUUAAUAUGGAGUGUUAGAUUUAAAAUAUCGGUUUGAAUCCUUUUAAACUCCUCUACAUUAGUUGACACACACAAAAAAUUCCUCUAAAACAUGUUAUAUAUUUCACUAAUAAAAUAAAAGAUGAUCCUCAAUCAUAUAAAUCGAAAUUAAAUUAAAUUGCUUUUAAUUUGGUAACUUUAUAAACCAGGAAAAUGUAUGGGCAAACAAAGAAAGAUAAUCUUUGUUCUUGUCCCAUUGGCCACGAAAAUAUACAUUACAGUUGAUUCACUGAUUGACUUCCCAGCUCCCUCAUUCCCCAUAUGGAAAGACCUCCGAAACAUCCUUUAUUUUUAUGUAACUUUCGUCCUCUUUUCUAAUAUUUUGCUGAAACUCUUACCCAAAAAAAAAACUAAUAGCACAAGUAUAGAAAGAAAAAAAGAAUUCUGGAUGAUAUAGUUCUGCAAACUAAUUUUUCUAAAAAGACUAAAAUAGAUCCCAACACUAUAGAACAAGGUAUAUAUAUCUGUUUAAGAGAAACAAAAUGCCAUAUAAUGACUAACUAAACCAACAAUGUCUUAAAAUUCUAGUUGGUACGACAAAUCAAAUAAAGAAGAUAAGCUAAAAUGAACAACAGAAGUCAACAGUCAAAGUCAACCGUUAAGAAAAAAAAAAUCCCCUCCAAUAAGUUUUCCAUAGCUUGUUUGCUGAGAAGCUCCAGACAAACACUGUCGUCCUCUUCGCCUUCUUCUUCUCCAUGGCUGUUACUUCUUUUCUUGAUACCCUUUUCAGAAGAAGAAAGAAAAAGUAUACAGAUUCCAUAAGCAGUAAGUCUUCAGUUUCUUCUCAAUUUAUCCUCCUCAAAUCUGACUCAAAAACCCCAUAGAUAUUUAUUCUUACUUUAACUCUGCUAAAUUCAUUUUUCAAAAAAAAAAAAAAAAACUCUGCUAAAUUCUGCAGUUUUCGAAUACGACUUUGACACCAUUAGAGGUGCAACUAAUGAGUUCUCGGACCUGAUUGGUCGUAGCCGUUGUGGCUCUCUUUACAAGGGUAAGCUUCAAAGCGGACAAGAAAUAGCAGUCAAGAUACCUUGCACUAGAAAUGACAGAGAGUUUCUUAAUGAAAUCAAUCUUUUGCGAAAGCUCAGGCACAAGAAUCUGAUCCAUCUUCUUGGUUUCUGCUCUAAAAAAGACCAACAUUUUCUUGUUUAUGAGUUCAUGCCUAAUUCAAGCCUUGAUCAUUUUAUAUUCGACCCAUUUAGAGCUUCUCAGCUAAGUUGGGAUGUGCGUAGAAACAUUGUCGUAGGCGUAGCUCGAGGGUUACACUACCUUCAUGAAGAAUCUGGAUUGCAGAUUGUUCACCUCGACAUUAAACCUAGUAACAUUCUUUUGGAUGAAGAUUUUCAACCAAAAAUCACAGGGUUUGAAGUGGCGAGGCUGAUUCAAGAUGGCCAAAACGAAGCAAAAUCAACUAGACUUUUCGAUGCUGCUGGAUAUAUAGAUCUACAUUUCCACCAAACCUUGCGUUUUUCUACCAUAACUGAUGUCUAUACCUUUGGGGUUACCAUCUUGACGAUCAUAGCCAGAAGAAGCAUUCAUAGUUCGAACGAAGAAACUCUAAUCCAAUAUGCUCUGAGAUGCUGGACCAGAGGAGAAGCCAUCAAUAUGAUCGAUGAAGUCAUGAUAAAAGAAGAAAGAGAAGAUUCAGUAAGCGAAAUAUUGAGAUACAUUCACAUUGCUCUGCUCUGUGUCGAUCUCAAUACAAGGCCGAGUUUAGAUGAAGUUCUUCAUUGGUUUAGCUAUUUCUCUACUCCUUUACCUGAACCAAGAAUUGGUGAUCAGUCUCUUGUAGAGGGAGAAACAAUUGAUAAUAUGUCUCUUGAAGAGAGAGAAACAAAUUGGUUAUUGUCGCCAUCUCCCGGAUAUGGCUCUCCUAUGUCACCCGUGUCUCCACGUUAAGGAGACUUAAGUGUCGUGGAAUGAAUUUAGCUCUACUUGAUGAAUUCUCUUUUUAUUUCUUUGUUGAGAGUUUAUAAUGAAAUUGAUAUAUGGCUUACUCUUAUAAAACAAAUAGAAUCCAUAUCUAGAUAUUUGAUUCAAUAUCUACAUUCUAUAUGUUUAUAAAUUCAGUUUUUGCAUGGGUA